This is a messenger RNA of Gaeumannomyces tritici R3-111a-1, 5935 nucleotides long. RefSeq names its product TKL protein kinase. Gene Ontology annotation, biological process: signal transduction; protein phosphorylation. The transcript is spliced from 2 exons. The record is from RefSeq and is a predicted model, not a curated record. Gene Ontology annotation, cellular component: cytoplasm. Bases 1321 to 5142 code for a protein of 1273 amino acids. Lineage: Eukaryota; Fungi; Ascomycota; Sordariomycetes; Magnaporthales; Magnaporthaceae. Gene Ontology annotation, molecular function: protein kinase activity; ATP binding.
AAAAGACGGGAGAAAAAAAAAGACGGGAGAAAAAAAAAGACGGGAGAAAAAAAAGAAAAGACAAACAACGGGAUUGGUCCCAAUUCUCGCUGGCCAAGCGAGCCCUGCCUGCCCAGCCCGUGGAUGGGCUUCAAUCCGUGGAUAUUAGCGAGAUGGGAUGGCUUGCGCCGAACAGGCGGAAUUGAUCUCAACUUGCAUGGCCCAACCGCUGCCUGGCAGUCAAUCCUCGUGUGCCUCGCACGCCAGCCUCCCAUCUCCAUCCCGACUAGGGAAGACGACUCGCAACCACUUUGUCAGUGGUUGGCUGAUCCUUGGCCCGAGCUCGAGCCAUUGCGGCUGCUUGCUCCUCGUCCCCAGGCAAAUUCAAUUCGACCUCUGAUACCGACACCAGACCACUCUUCGUGGCCGCAGCAGGAGCGCCGCUGCCAUAAGCCUCGAGAAGCUGGAGCUCAACCAGCCUGGACGUCUGACCGGGCCGCGAUACGACCCCAGCUCCUGCCUAUCCGACCGCUCCUGUCGUGUCUCCGUCCUCCGUCCUCCGCCUUCUUCCUCGCCCUCCUCGCCCCCUUUCUCCCACCAUCACCCGCCCCCCCGGCCUAGUUGCACGACCGCCUCGCGCCAGAGACACAAACACUAGGACAGACGAGGGCCCUCGGCGGGCAUGAACCACACGCGAUCCAGUCAGAAGUGCACUUGUGUGUCUGGGCCCGCGAGCACCUGACCACAAGCCCUCCCGACACGCUUCUCUCUGGCCUGAACGCGAGGUAUCACAACCUUGUUCUGCCUCUUUGCCUGUCGUCCUCCGCGCCGCGCACAGCGUCGCCGACCCUGCAGCCCCUCCAGCCCUCGUCCCAGCGCUGCUAGUCCUCCCCAACCCACGCAUGUCUGAUGCGCAUCUACUGGCACUCUACGGCUACCUGCAUGGCCGUUCGCGCUUGAUGUGAGCCGCCAGUGAAGUACUCGACCACGCACUCGCAUCUCAUAUAUGCCGCCUCUGGUGCCUCUCCCGCACCCCCAAACCUAGACCACCACCUAGACGUUUCAUUGAGCCGCACAGCGUGGCCCAUUACCCACUCACUCACUCCUGGCACCUGCAACAGCGGAGAUAAAAUCAAGCGAAAAGGAACGCGGGGACGUGCAACCACACACGCUCAAGCUCACACUCGCACACAGGCGCAGAAACGCCACCUCUACUGACCUGCGUCCUCGCAUCGACUCUGCUAUCGCCAUCAUUUGCGCCGCCCUUGCGGUGAGGGCGUUCGGUUUGGCUCACAAGGCGGUGACUCGAGCGGGUCUGUCCCCCGUCCACGGUGCCCAUAUAUGUGGCCCCCGCCUUGUCCAGUCCCCUUGAACUCCCGAUUCCGAUCCAGCCAAGCAAAGCAGCAGCCUGAUUCUCACCGCUCCCAGGCUGUGAUGCCUCAAAGCGGUCAGGCCCCGCCGCAGGAGCCAUCCCUAGCACCGCCACCCGCACGUUCUGCAUUUCCACUGCAGACCGGGGUCACCCGGCAACCUAGCCUGUGGCGCAGGAUCCUUGGCCGCGCCCAUCAUGGCAACAAGGCCCGGCUACCGGCCCCGGCCCCUCAGCCUAUCCCGGAGUCGGAGUGGAAACCGGGCCGGAAGUCGGAGCCUGAGUGGAGACCAGUGUCGGAGUGGAAGCCGGACCCCAAACCCGAGUUUCAGUCUCCAGCUCCGUCUCGACCGAAGUCUCAACCUCAACCUCAGCCUCAACCCCAACCCCAACUGCAGGCGGAGCCGGAGCACGAGCCGGAGCACGAGCCUGAGCCCGAGCCCAAAACUGAGCCCGAGCCCCAGGCCGAGCCAGAGCCCAAGGCUGAGCCAGAGCCAGAGCCCAAGGCUGAGCCAGAGCCAGAGCCAGAGCCAGAGCCAGAGCCCAAAACCGAGCCCGAGCCCCAGGCCGAGCCAGAGCCUCAGACUGAGCCAGCGCCGGAGCCAGAGCCCCAGACUGAGUCAGAGCCCGAGGCCGAGCAUGAGUUCAAGGUCGAGAAUGAACCCAAGGCCGAGCACGAACCCGAAAAGGCCAUGGAGGACAUGGCAGACGAGCUCGACCCGGACGACCCACGGCUAUUUUCUCCGCGUAGGACAAACCGCCAGGUCGUUCCCGGCCUACCUAGGGCGUUGACCUUCAAAAGGCAAAAAUCAGAGCUGCGCGACAACUUGAUGCCCGCCGAGCUUUCUGCAGAUGAGCGCCGAGCCUUGUCCAUGGACCGGAGGGUCGCGUCGCCGCCCUUGUUCAGCUCCGAUUCCCAGUCGAACCCCCGUUCUAGCGUGUUGGAUGCCUCAUUCCGCGCCGCUGCCACCACCAGAGCCCCUGUCGAUGUCGACACCGCCACGGAUGCCGACACAAUUACCACCGCCGACAUGACUGUCGAUGCUACCGCCUACACUGCCGCCGACACCACGGCAGAUCCCGACGCUACCCCUCACGCAUCUACUCCCACCCGCUUCCCUACUCCUACACCUGUUCCGAAUGGCCUCGUCAGCAGCACAACCGUCUCACAGCUUCCCCCCUCUGUCCCAUCACCAUCGCUGGCCUCCACAGCGCCCUACGGCCACGAUCCCCGCAUCACGGUGGAGACUCUCAGCGAUGUUGAGGCGUUGGAUCUCGAUCCUACAGAAUCAAAUGUUGACCCUCGUCCAGAGCCGCACGCUGGGCUGAGGCCUCCGGUCAUGGACACAGCCUCCAUGACAACCUCGCAAUACGACCAGAUGAUCCACGACGACCUGGAACGCAUCUGGAUUCUCAACCUGUCCAUGCACUUCCGGGACAAGUCAAAACGGGAAAAGUUCUUCAUCACCUAUCGCCAGGGAGAGUUCCGUUGGCGACGUGUCACCGUGUCCCUCGACUACAGGAACGCGCCCGAAAACUCUCUGGAGCUGGACCUGGAACACACUAAGUUCCAGCGUGAGAAGAACGCCAAGAUCUAUGAGGCCAUUCGUGAAAGUCUGCAGGACAUCCAAUUCUACGAUACCGUUACCAACCUCAAGCUUCAGACCACGGACGGACGGCUCCACGUGCACGUUGUCGAAGAUGUCAACGAGAUCAUCGCAUACCCCACAAUCCGCAUGGUCAGCCACUUGCGGUGCAGAAGGGUCAGGGAGCGCGAGAUUCAGUUCGACUCUCACAUGUCCGGGUUUGUUUACAAAGUCAAGGUUCAUGGCCAGACCCUCAUCAAGAAGGAGAUCCCCGGACCAGACACGGUAGACGAGUUUCUGUACGAGGUCAAUGCGCUCACCCAGCUGCAAGACUCGAAACACGUCAUCGAACUCUACGGCGUGAUUGUCGACGACAACGAGGAGCACGUCAAGGGGUUGCUGAUCAGCUACGCCGAACAAGGCGCUCUCAUUGACAUGAUCUUCGACAACGACCACCGGCUGCCUUGGGCCAGGCGGGAGAAAUGGGCCAUGCAGAUCGUUGCCGGUCUUUCCGAGAUCCAUGAGGCCGGCUUCGUCCAGGGCGACUUCACGCUUUCCAACAUUGUCAUCGACAGCAACGACGACGCCAAGAUCAUAGACAUCAACCGGAGAGGCUGCCCCGUCGGAUGGGAGCCCCCAGAGGCAACGCCGCUGAUCGAGAGCGGCCAGCGGAUAUCCAUGUAUAUCGGAGUUAAAUCGGAUCUCUUCCAGCUCGGCAUGGUCCUCUGGGCGAUUGCAACUCAGGAGGACGAGCCCGAGGCACACAGCCGCCCGCUCCGGAUCGAUGCCGAUGUCGACUGCCCACGCUGGUUCCGUGAGGUGGUUGACAUGUGCCUCUGCGAGAACCCGAGGUUCAGAGUAGCGGCUAGGAUCCUGGCAACCAUGUUCCCAAGCUCUAGCGGAAGUGGAGAUGGCCUGGGCCGGCAUCACGAGCACGCUCGCCUGCAACACGCUCCGACUGCCUCAGUGGAUUCGUCCGUGAACACCUACGGUCAGCCUGUCGACCGUGCCGCCAACUCGCCACCUCCGGAAUGGACAUUCGGACACAGGUACAUAGACCCCCCGACGGGCACUUCGAACGAGCCCUACUACUUCCCGACGCGAGGCCGCUCCCCGCCGAGCCCCAUUGCAAGCAACAGAGGAGGCCUUGGGACUGCCCGUGGCCCCUACUCCAGGACGCCGGCAUGGUCCGCCUACAGCUACGACCAGAGCCAUAGCGACCGGUCCGUCAGCGAUGUGCUCGCCAUGGACACCGAACGUGCCGCCGAGGACCGAAGCGUGACACCGAGAACGAGCAGUGAGCCGGCUUGGGCGCCCACGAUCAUCGAGAAGGAGCUCGAAGUGGUCGAUACGCCCGUGGCUGCCCCGGUCGAUAAUAUAUCCGAGGUCGUUGCCAGGCUCGACGAGAACCAAAACAUGGCACACCUGGUAGAGGCGGAGAAAGCAGCUGAGACGGAGACGGAAGCAGAGGUGGUGACAGAUGCAGAGGCGGCAGCAGAGGCAGAAACGACAACAAACGCACUUCCUCUAUCGCCGAUGGGAGAGCUACCUCGGUCAUCCACAGUAUUUACUGGAGACGAGUUCCAGCCCCACGGUGUCCCGCUCCCCCCGUCGUCAUCAGAGGAUACCGAGUACGAAGAAAACGACGAUGAGGAGCUGAGAGACGAUGCAGCAACCUCGGAAUCAGGAGGCGCAAGCCUGGAUUGGAAUGACAUGGAGGAUGACGAUGACCGGGACUUGGGCGAGUGUAUUCCGCCACAUGCGGCGCGGUGGGAGACGGGGAUCACGGAACCCCAGAGCCACAGAGACGACAUGACCAAGUCAUUCCACACGGCUACCGCGACAGAAACGGAAACAGAAGUUAUCCCAGACGCAGCCGUGGCAACAGCCAUGGGUGCAAAUAUAGAGCGGAUGAAGACGCCGUCGACAGGCCGGUGGCUCGCCAUUGGCACCGAGUCGCUCCACGGCGACGGCGCCAGCAUCCUCGAGGUUGAGCAGGCCACAAACACUCCGUCGACGCCCAAGGCCGUUGGCCUCGACACGCCACCGGGCUCGGGGAGUGCGAGGGACAGCCCCAUACACGAGCUUCCAGACGAGCUAAAGGGCAUCGGCUCUGCUCAUGACCACUCCAACGAGGAGGCGCUGCGGGCGCAGGGCUCCAUCCUUGACGACUUUGAUCGCCUUGAUGGCUGCUCUACCAACCAUUGACGACGUCGACUAGAAGAAAGGCGAGAAGAAAAAAGAAGCCCGCCACUAAACACCGCUGAAAGCAUACAACACUCACUUAACUUUUUAUUUGUUACGAAAUACGCACGGAGUUGUUAGAGCCCGUCCCACGAUAUCAUGUACAGAAUAACCCUGGUUUGCAUUUUCAUCCUCGCUGGUCAGCAUUCUUUUGUCCUUUCGUCGUUUCCUUUAUGCUCAGCCUAUCGGUUUGCCCGUCUCCUUGCGUUACACAUUCUCUUCUCUCCAUUUGCCCUUUUUCAUUUUGCCUGUGUUUACUCCAGAACUUUGCUACUUCCUCAUGAUCUAUUCCGUGUUCCCUUCUCGAUGCAUUUACAAAUACGUUGAACCAAGCUCUUCAUGGCGUUGCUGGAGCUUUGGAUAAAAAAUAUGCGGCGUACGCUACGGUGAAGAUUCUGCCGUUCUGGUGUAUCUCCGGAUCGGAUCCAGUCCGAUGUGCAACAUUAUCAUAACAGACUCACCGUACCGUCGGGGGCUCGGUGUUCGGAUCUCAUGGGGCUUUGACUUCUGGUAUUUAAUGUUGUUUUCUUGCCGCUUUCCCUCCCUCCAGCGGGGGUCUGCCUUGCCGCCUUGGACACGAUUUCCUUGGCCAUGGUCAUGUUGGGAUUGCAUUCGGAUCCAUCUCUCACCGAACACCAUUUUCUUCUGCGGGAGGGAGCAUCCUGUUCUGCUCCUGUCCCAGGGACGAGGAGGUAUAUAUAUCUACAUAUUAAUGUGUGUUUGACAUCAGUUCUGGGGGUAUAAAAGUGUCCGUCUU